Messenger RNA from Nelumbo nucifera (sacred lotus), 1822 nucleotides. Its product is annotated as diaminopimelate decarboxylase 2, chloroplastic-like. Gene Ontology annotation, molecular function: diaminopimelate decarboxylase activity. Lineage: Eukaryota; Viridiplantae; Streptophyta; Magnoliopsida; Proteales; Nelumbonaceae. Gene Ontology annotation, cellular component: chloroplast. The record is from RefSeq and is a predicted model, not a curated record.
AAUCGAAUUCGAGCAUGAGCAACAACAAGCCAACAACACGACCAUGUCUAGUUGCAUAAACCCUAAGCCCUACAACUAACUGAUUGGUCUAUCACUUCAAGCUUUAUCACUCUUCCAGUCUUACCCGUGAAGUUCGCCUGUCGGACAAUGGCGACUGCUCACUUCGUCAGUCACUCUCCUUCCUUCUCAAAAACCCUAAGGUAUACUUCGAACCCGGUAAUCUCCACACCUUCACUAACCUUCAAGCCCUCUUCACGGGUCCUAAAACUGAAGGCACUUCUGUCUGAAAAGCCCACGACCGUCAGUGCCGACGUACCGGCGAAGAAGUUCCAGCAUUGCUUCAGUAAAUCUGACAACGGAUUUCUCUACUGCGAGGGAACUAAAGUACAAGACGUUAUAGACUCUUUGGAGAAAAGACCUUUUUACCUCUACAGCAAGCCCCAAAUCACGCGAAACUUCGAAGCUUAUCGGGAGGCUCUGGAGGGGUUGAAAUCGAUUAUAGGAUAUGCAAUCAAGGCCAACAAUAACCUGAAAAUUCUUCAACAUUUAAGACAGUUGGGUUGUGGUGCGGUGCUUGUUAGCGGGAACGAGCUGAGGUUGGCACUUCGUGCAGGUUUUGAUCCCAGAAGGUGUGUAUUUAAUGGAAAUGGAAAGAUCUUGGAUGACCUUGAGCUAGCUGCCCGAGAAGAAGUUUUUGUUAAUGUUGAUAGUGAAUUUGACUUGGACAAUAUUGUGUUAGCGGCAAGAAAAGCUGGGAAGAGGGUCAAUGUUCUACUCCGGAUCAAUCCAGAUGUAGAUCCUCAGGUCCAUCCUUAUGUUGCCACUGGGAACAAGAAUUCCAAGUUUGGUAUUAGAAACGAGAAGCUGCAAUGGUUUCUUGAUGCUGUGAAGGCACAUCCUAAUGAACUGAAGCUUGUAGGGGUCCAUUGCCAUCUUGGAUCUACCAUAACCAAGGUUGACAUAUUCAGAGAUGCUGCAGUCCUUAUGGUUAACUUCAUUGACCAAAUCCGAGCCCAAGGAUUUGAAAUUCAAUAUUUGAACAUUGGUGGUGGUCUAGGAAUAGAUUAUCAUCGUACUGGUGCUGUCCUUCCAACACCCAUGGAUCUCAUCAACACUGUCAGGGAGUUGGUUCUUUCUCGAGACCUUAAUCUCAUUAUUGAACCUGGGAGGUCACUUAUAGCCAAUACAUGCUGUUUGGUUAACCGUGUCACUGGAGUCAAAACAAAUGGAACGAAAAAUUUUAUUGUGAUUGAUGGGAGUAUGGCUGAGCUCAUCCGACCUAGUCUCUAUGGUGCUUAUCAACACAUAGAGUUGGUUUCACCCCCACCACCUGAUGCAGAGAUCUCCACAUUCGAUGUGGUGGGCCCUGUUUGUGAAUCAGCAGAUUUCCUGGGGAAGGAUAGGGAACUUCCCACUCCAGCUAAGGGAGCUGGCUUGGUGGUUCAUGAUGCAGGAGCGUAUUGCAUGAGCAUGGCAUCAACAUACAAUCUCAAGAUGCGGCCACCUGAGUAUUGGGUGCAAGAAGAUGGAACUGUGGCAAAAAUCCGUCAUGAGGAGACGUUUGAAGACCAUAUUAGGUACUUCGAGGGCCUUUAGUCACAUUCAUGCACAUCGAAAACGGAAGCAUUGCCCUUUUUCAAUUUUUGAAUGGUGUUUGCAUGUAGCAUCCCAACGUAAUUUAUCAGAAUAUUCUGUUACCAUUUAGAAUGUUUGUCUUGCUGUUCUGUAUCAACUUACCCACUUGAUUUUUUCUUAUUUUUCACUAUAAACCUGAACCCAUUUGCAUUUGGUUUUGAAAAUAAAUAAAAGGAAUAUCAAGUAA